This is a messenger RNA of Pygocentrus nattereri (red-bellied piranha), 2279 nucleotides long. RefSeq names its product SDS3 homolog, SIN3A corepressor complex component (gene suds3). Gene Ontology annotation, cellular component: Sin3-type complex. The coding region runs from base 118 to 1074 and encodes 318 amino acids. The record is from RefSeq and is a predicted model, not a curated record. Lineage: Eukaryota; Metazoa; Chordata; Actinopteri; Characiformes; Serrasalmidae. Gene Ontology annotation, biological process: negative regulation of transcription by RNA polymerase II. The transcript is spliced from 12 exons. Gene Ontology annotation, molecular function: histone deacetylase binding.
UCCCCACACUCGCUUUUGGACGGGAAGAAAAAAAAACAAUCACCUAAUCGAGCCCGUUACGAUAUUUUUUUAAAUGUUUAUCUAAAUAUAUUUAGUUUUAUGUUUUCGUAACAGCGAAUGGCGUCAACUCUGUUGUCACCGAUGGUGGAUUAUUACAACGACGAAGAGGAGCUGGACAGUGUGGAUGAAGAUGAUGACCGGAGUUUCAGAGGGAGAGACUCGGAGGAAGAUACCGAAGAUGCCAGUGAAACCGACUUGGCGAAGCAUGAUGAGGAUGACUACGUGGAAAUUAAGGAGCAGAUGUAUCAAGACAAACUGGCAUCUCUAAAAAGGCAACUGCAACAACUUCAAGAAGGCACGCUGCAGGAGUAUCAGAAGAGAAUGAAGAAACUUGAUCAGCAGUAUAAGGAGAGACUCCGGAACGCAGAUCUGUUCCUGCAACUUGAGACAGAGCAAGUGGAAAGGAACUACAUCAAAGAGAAGAAAGCGGCGGUGAAGGAGUUUGAUGAUAAAAAGGUUGAGUUGAAGGAAAACCUAAUUGCUGAGCUGGAAGAGAAGAAGAAGAUGAUUGAGAACGAGAAAUUAACAAUGGAACUGACUGGAGAUUCCAUGGAGGUCAAGCCCAUUAUGACCCGUAAGCUGAGAAGGAGACCUAAUGAUCCCGUCCCCAUUCCAGACAAGCGAAGGAAACCUGCUCCGGCUCAGCUGAACUACUUGCUUACAGACGAGCAGAUAAUGGAGGACCUGAGGACACUAAACAAGUUGAAGUCACCAAAGAGACCAGCCUCCCCAUCUUCCCCAGAACACCUCCCUGCCGCUCCCAUGGAAAGCCCCUCUCAACGAUAUGAGGCUCGGAUAGAGGAGGGAAAACUCUACUACGACAAGAGAUGGUACCAUAAGAGCCAGGCCAUCUAUCUGGAGUCGAAAGAUAACACCAAGAUCAGCUGUGUCAUCAGUGCUGUAGGAACCAGCGAGAUUUGGGUGAGGAAGACGAGUGACAGUACAAAGAUGAGGAUUUAUUUAGGCCAGCUACAGCGAGGAGCUUUCAUCAUAAGACGCCGCUCAGCAGUGUAGAUGGUCAAAGACUUUCUUCCUCAUCCUCGUCCUCCUACGGCUCUUCUUUUCUCUUUUCAUUUCUCUUCUCCCUACCAGAAAGAAAAAGAACAGAACUCUGCAUCGUUUUUGGUUUUUUUUGAUACUCUUCUCCAGUGAUCUUCUGUUUUUCAGCCACUCUUUUAAAGGCCUUUGCAUGGCUAUAUUAACUUCGUCAAAGGUUCGUCCUUCAUUCACAAUCAUGCUUAAGGACACAGUCUAAUGCUGUUUGAAGAGUAUUCCAGAGUUUGCUUGGAACAGGGGGUGAGGAGUGUCGGGGUGAGAGAACACAUUUCAUUCUUAAUUUCUCUUGUACAGUUUUGUGUAUGACUUUUUUGUACAUUUAUCUGUCCGUCUGAUUAAACUGGGUCUGGGAAACAAGCCCAUACGGAAUGACAGAUACAAUCUCUGAAUGGUUUGUUCAUAUUUUAGUCAACUGUGGAGUGAAAAUCUCUGAUGGCUUAUAAGCUACGUUCACAUUGCAAGCCUCAUUGCUCAAAUCCGAUCCCUCUGACUCGAUGGUUCACGCUCGUGUAGGUAAGUGAUUCAAAUCCGUCAUUAAUGUGAACGAACCGGCGUCCUGAGAUGCCCCGCAUGCACGCAUCCUACUCAGUGACGUCACGUGAUCGAAUCGCAUGUCACGUUCAUCGUCAGCACAAACUAAUGAGCAGACCGAGCUUCGCUGAGAUCAUUAACUCUGAUCAGCUCUCAGUUUCAUUAUGAGAGCCAGACAAAGGUGCAAAAGGUGUGAUGAGCUGCUUUUCCACCGUUUACAGGCUUUAACUUCUCUUCGGAGCUGCUGCCAUGGUAACGCUGAAUGAUGGCGCACGUGCAGUGGAAAAACAGGAAUUCCGAUCUGAACGCUUACAUUAAGGCUGCAUGGCCACAAAUCGGAUCUGAUCUAGAACCACAAAUUGACAAGAUCAGAUUUGUGUGUCCACACAGCCCUGAAAACAUCAGAUCUGAGUCACAGUAGGGCGAAAGUCGGAUUUGUGAACGUAGCCAUAGUUUGGUAGCAUCUGGAAGAAGAGCCGUUUAAACGAUGUAAUCUUCAUGAAUGAAUGGGAAUUUUCUGUGAUGUAAAUAAAAAUGGCUAUACAGCUGUCAGAAUGUGCUUUUAAAUAUGAUGUGCAAACCUUACUUUGUAUUCAUAUUGUGUCAAAAUAAAUUGGGCUGCGAUUCAGGAA